This is a messenger RNA of Rattus norvegicus (Norway rat), 2093 nucleotides long. Its product is annotated as vegetative cell wall protein gp1-like. The record is from RefSeq and is a predicted model, not a curated record. Lineage: Eukaryota; Metazoa; Chordata; Mammalia; Rodentia; Muridae.
GUUUGGUUGGCAUGCGUUGCAGGCGACUCCAAUAGGCCGGGCGGACCUAGCGGACUCGUAGCCCAUGCUCAUAGGCUGCGGCGGGCAGCGUGCACUGGGUCCUGGAGUAGCAGCGGCGGCCAAGCUGGCGGCGCGGUGGUCCCGCUCCCGCUCGCACCCGCGGCGCGACCGCGGCCGCUUGCACUCUCGCCUGAGCCGGUCUCGCGCGUCCCUGCCGCCCACCUCGCCGCCCGCGGAGUCCCUGCCGCACCCGCCGCUGCCCGGGUUACCGCCGGGCUUGAGCUCGGGACCGCCGCCACCCUCGGUGCUCGCUCUAGCUGAGUUGCCCCCGCUGCCUGCACUCCCGCUGCGCCCGGAGCUGCUGGCGCCCUGGGGCCCCGGGGUCCACCUGGCUCUGCCCGAGCUGCCGCCCGAGGUCUGCGCGCCCGCGCCUCCCCCAGCCGCGCUCGCCCUUCAGGAUCUGCCGCGUCUGCCUGCGCCCGCGCCGCCGCCCGCUCACUUGCCUCUGCCGCCGCUGCCCGAGGCCGCGGUCGCCGCUAUCCCGGGACCGGUGGGUGCUCGCGGUCGGCCCCCGCUGCUCGCCGAGCCUCCCCCGCAGCCGCUGCCGCCACUGCCCGCGCGACCCUCACCCUUCACCCUGCUGGCGCCGCCGCUCCCCCGCGAGCCCUGGCCGCUCCCCGCCUUUCCCCCGCCGCUGCCGCCCCCGCCUCCGCCGCCCUACUUCUUCCUGUCGCCGCCCUGCUGACCGCCUGACUCCGCGGGGGAUACGAGCCGGUAGCCUGGGCUCGGGUAACCAAGUGGAUGGCAGACCUCUUCGGCACUCAGGAGUGGUAUCAGGAAGCCAGCCUUGACCUUGGGGGACCUCUGAGAGCCCAGGUCCCAUCAGCAAGAUCAAUUUUUUUUAUUAGGUUCCUGUGACUGGAAUAACAAAUUAUGCAAACUGGGUGGACGGACAAUAGGAAUGUGUUCUCUUAACAGUGCAGGUGGCCAGAGGUCUAACAAAGGAUCUGCAGUGUCCACAGCAGCCUGAGACGUGGCCUCCCUUUCUGCCUUUGACAGGACCUUAUUCUUCCUCUGGUGCUAGGGAAGUACUUCCUUUACCCCAGCUUCUAAGGUCAUUGCCUUUCUUAAAUCUGAGUUGACGUCUUCAUAUUGAGAUCCUCCAUUGAGCCAUGGUACUUUGAUCAGCUGGAUGUGGUGGCAUACGUCUUUAUUUUUUUAAUUAAUUUAUUAUAUAUAAGUACACUGUAGCUGUACUCUCAGACACACCAGAAGAGGGCAUCAGAUCUCACUAUACAUGUUUGUGAGCCACCAUGCGGUUGCUGGGAAUUGAACUCAGGACCUCUAGAAGAGCAGUCAGUGCUCUUAACCACUGAUCCAUCUCUCCAGCCCAGCACAUUUCUUUAAUCUCAACAUUUGGGAGGCAGAGACAAGUGAAUCUCUGAGUUCAAGGCCAGCUGGAUCUACAUAGAGAUCCGGGCUAACCAGAAUGAUAGAGCGAGAACUUUGAGAAAGCAAACCAAAGACAUUCAUCACAUGAGGUCUCACACCCAAGCUCCAUCAACCAUCCAGUUUGCACAGGCUAGGCCUUCUCUUUAGUCCAGGCUACCUUUGAACUUGGCACCUAAAUGCUUCUGCUACCCAAGUAGCUGGAUUAUAGGAUUGGGCCGCCAACCCUGGUUUAGGCACCUUCUACCUGUCUCCUCAGAACUUAACUGAUUUCUAGGCCAUGUUCCUCACUGGCCUGGGGCCUUGAGUGGUCCGAGAGCCCGUGGGCAGUAGCGGACACACUGACCCUGGUACAGGGAAAAAUAUGCCUGCUUUUCACAGUGCCUGACUUUCUGCUUCUCUGUCUUCCUAGUGCCUCCUUUCCUCCUUGGUCCCCACCCUAUUGUCUUUCUGCCUUCCUACUCUCUUUCCUGAUGUGUAGCUCUCCUCUCCCCGUUGAGAGGCAGAGACUAUCAGGAGAGAUGGUGAGUGUUAUCUUUUAAAGACAACUCUUAUGGGAGCCCAGUUCUCCAGGCUUGAGAGCCAUAACUACUGCUGGGGGUUGAACACUGAUCAAGACGGAUAAUAAAGUUAAUUGUUACCCA